Coffea arabica (coffee) is the source of this 820-nucleotide messenger RNA. The record is from RefSeq and is a predicted model, not a curated record. Lineage: Eukaryota; Viridiplantae; Streptophyta; Magnoliopsida; Gentianales; Rubiaceae.
AUGCUGCUGCAACCCCCUGUUCUCCUCAACCAAUUAGCUGCUUUACAUCCACACAAAAGCAAAGUUUGGUUUCCUCCCUGUUGUUUAUGUUUGCAGAAAAGCUCAUUUCUCUGCACUCUGGUCCUCCAAUCCUUAACAUGUGCUAUCUCAUCUUAUGACUCAGGUUCUCGUACCAACAAUUUAUGCAGUCAGAAGAUUCUCACAGGAGGCAAAUUCUGCUUUCUGAAGGUUAAGGCUUCAGCCUCAAAGCGUUCAAGUGAUGAACCAAGAAGAAAACCAAAUAGUCUAUUAUGUGCAGACUGUAAUGGAAAUGGUGCAGUUCCCUGCUCCCAGUGCAAGGGUAAUGGGGUGAACUCUGCUGAUUAUUUCAACGGGAAGUUUAAAGCUGGUGAUUCUUGUUGGCUUUGCGGGGGAAAGAAGAAUAUGCUAUGUGGAAAUUGCAAUGGAGCUGGCUUCAUUGGAGGCUUCAUGACCUCGUCUGACACUUGAAAUUGGAAGCUUAUAUCCAAUAUACAAGGGCACAAUGCAAAAUAUGCUCAUAGCAGAUUAAGUGCCUUGUGAGUCCAUUAUCUGCAAUAUAUACUGUCCUUGUCUGCUUGAACAUGUUCUAGAAUGCAAAGGAGAAGAUUAAAGGGAUAAAUUCAGGUCAUGUAAUUAUUUAGUGCAGGGAUAGGUGGCUGGCUACUUUUCUUUAUCAAUUAUCACAGAGUCAUGUAUGCCUGUGUUAUGUUUUCAAGAAGAAGAAGAAUUGAAGAACGUUCCGAAAGGGACCCUCGUACAAAUGGUGAUAAUUCUCUUGUUCUGUCAAGAGUUUGAGAAA